This is a messenger RNA of Salmo salar (Atlantic salmon), 2793 nucleotides long. It is a transcript of the gene ndrg3b, whose product is annotated as ndrg family member 3b. Lineage: Eukaryota; Metazoa; Chordata; Actinopteri; Salmoniformes; Salmonidae. The record is from RefSeq and is a predicted model, not a curated record.
UUCUCUAUACCUCCUCCACGUCUCUCUCCAGCUCCCAUUAACACGUGCCUCUCCCUCGCUCGCUCCUUUAGUUUCCCUCUCUCACGCAUGAUCCUCCCCUCAUUUGGUGGGACCAGUUGCUGUUACCAAACAUUUUAGUCGUUCCUUGUGGGCUCCGUGCUCCAUUCUGUUGCUGCCCCCCUCCUGCAGCCACCUCUCCGCUCUGCUGCCAGCGUCACCACCACCGCCCCUUUUCAGACAACACAGGGACAGACCGACAGCACUCCUCUCUUCUACUGACAAAAUGACAGCCGUUCUGGACCUCAACCAGAUUGCCAUUGCCUGUUCGACCAUUGGUGUGGUGGAGCAUGACAUCGAGACCCCCCAUGGUGUCCUGCAUGUGACGAUGAGGGGCACCCCCAAGGGCAACAGACCGGUCAUCCUCACCUACCAUGACAUUGGACUCAACCAUAAGUCCUGUUUCAACACCCUGUUCAAUUUUGAGGACAUGCAGGAGAUCACAUCCCACUUUGCUGUGGUCCAUGUGGACGCCCCAGGACAGCAGGAGGGUGCACCCCCAUUCCCCACGAGCUACCAGUACCCUACCAUGGAUGAGCUCUCUGAGAUGCUGCCCUCUGUCAUGACUCAACUGAAGGUGAACAGUGUGAUUGGGAUUGGAGUUGGAGCUGGAGCCUACAUCCUGUCCAGACUGGCUCUUAAUGAGCCUGCCCUGGUUGAAGGUCUGGUUCUCAUCAAUGUGGACCCCUGUGCAAAGGGCUGGAUGGACUGGGCCGCCUCCAAGAUGUCCGGCUGGACCAGUAACCUGGUUGACAUAGUGAUGGCCCACCACUUCAGUGACGAUGAGCUGUCUGACAACCAGGAGAUCACCCAGACAUAUCGUCUGCACAUUGCCCAGGAUAUUAACCAGGACAACCUGGCCCUCUUCUGCAACUCCUACAACAGCCGUCGGGACUUGGAGAUCGAGAGGCCCAUCACUGGUCUGACUGAGGACACAGUGAACACACUCAAAUGCACUUCUCUGCUGGUGGUUGGUGACACGUCCCCGGCUGUUGAUGCAGUGGUCGAAUGCAACUCCAGGUUAAAUCCAACCAAAACAACCCUUCUUAAGAUGCAAGACUGUGGCGGGCUUCCUCAGGUCAUCCAGCCGGGUAAACUCGCGGAGGCCUUCAAAUAUUUUGUCCAGGGAAUGGGCUACAUGACUUUUAACAACGGGUUCCCUCAUGUACUGCUCAGCCACCUGGGCAGCGAAUCAGUGCCCACGGCCAGUAUGACCCGGCUGGUGCGUUCUCGCACCCACUCUGCCUCUAGCAUGGGCUCUGUGGAGGGCACACGCAGCCGCACCCACACACAGCUAGAGGGUGCCACUGCCGCCAGCCCGGCUGUUGAACAGGCCAGGCCACAGACCAUGGAGGUGUCCUGCUAAAGCACCCUGCCCAGAAAACAUCCUCCUCCCUACCUCCCUCUCUCACUUUUUUUUUUUCUCCCUUUCCCAUGCUCAGUCAGAGAGGAUUGGAAUCCAGAGGGGGCGUCUGAAACAUGUUCGGAAAGAUAAUUUAUUAAGCAGUCCGGUCCUCUGCUGUGUUCACUCUCACCGUUUCCUGUUGUCUAUCUAUCAUGCCUUUCUGUGCAUGACUGCGGUGGCACGGCAACCUGGAAGUCAGUAAGCAGCCAGCCGAUGCUGCUUUUCUGGUUACCUAUUUUACGUUUUGCUGUCUACCGCCUCUCCCUGUUUUUUUUUUUUUUUUAAUCCUUAAGAUAUAUAUGAGCUAUAUUUGUAUUUAUAACUACUAUUUGGGUCAGUGUGUCAGUUUAAAGAAGGGCGUUGGAAAAGCAUCAGGCGUUUUCUCUUGCAAAGUACUCUUUUUAAGGAGUUAGGUUACCCGUUUUUCUCUUUCUUCCUCACCUUGUGUACAGAUCAGACCAAAUCACAACAUCCCUCUCUAACACCUCCUUAAUGGUCCAUUCCUAAAUCAGUCUCAUGCAGACUCACUUGCACACCUUUCCAACUAACUACACACAAAAUCUCUUUAUUUCAGUGUUUUUUGUAAUUGUUAUUAUGUUGUGAUUUGUGAAAUACCUUUGCUUUCCUGUAUUGCAAAAUGAUGUGAUAAACCCACUCUUGUUCUGUACCUUUAUACCAAGAAUAUCUGACAGCAUGACCCUCUUGUAGAUGAAACGUAAUGAAGGUGUCUGUAAAAUUGCUUUUGUCUAGAUGUAUCUAGAAAUAGUUACCUUGUUGUGUUAUUGUUAAUUUUUCUCUUUCGAGCAAUUUAUUUGAAAUGGCAGGCCCUAGGUUUUUGAUACCCCCAUUGUUACUGACAGGCAGAGAGAAGAACCACCAUUUCCUGUAGUCUAUUUAAAGUUCAGAGCAAUCACUUGAUAAUGUUCUAAGUCAGAGUACCUAAACUAGCCCACAGCUCAGUGAGUUAGGCGUAUAACUGCGUGCCAGUUAAGGUACAGAUAACAUGACUGCCUCCUCCCUUGUAUAAAACUUUCUAACUGGAAGCAAGUCAUGUUUUCCAUUCUAAUUAAAUACUUACGGGGUGAUAACAGAAACUGAUCAGAUUCCUGAGGGACUGUGGAUAGUGUAAAAACUGUUAUUAUUAAUAUUAUUGGUAAUUUUCUCUGUGGUUUUUCUGCAUUUCUCUCUGAUUGUACUACAGCUUGGGUGAGCUUGUGGUGAUAAUGCAUUGUGCUCUGUCCCCAUAGUAUGGGUGUGUGCUAUAAGUCAUACUGCCUGCUGACUAUAUACAUUUGUACUGAUAAUAAAAUAAAGCUAGAAGUUGUACAUUA